UUCCUUCUUCCUUUUGGGAUCCAGUGAAUUUACAGUUAUGUUGAAGAAGUGUGCAUCACUCGCCGCAUUUCGGAUCAAGGUAUGUGUCCUCGGGGCUGUAAGCGCAGUCGCUCGCGCGCUUGGUGAUGGCAGGCCAAAUGUCACACAUUUGCUUGAUGUGCCACAGUCCCAAGAAGCCUGAGCUGGUGCCGAAUGCCAACGCAUGCCACAGCCUCCCGCCCAAAAGCAAGGAGUCCGAGUCAAAACUCGCAGAGUUUGGCGGAUUGGUGCAAAAUGUCCAGAGCACUUCCAAGCCGGAGGAGAUUUUGUUUGAGUAUCCCGAUCCUUUGCCAGACACUCCUGGCAUCCGAUUUGUCCCAGUCUCCGUGCACAACCAGAAAGGCCGCAAGAAGAAUGUGACGUUUCAUUCUCAAGUAGAGCUUUGGAGUCCUCCGGAGCAAGAAGAGGUUCGCACCUCAGGGCUCUUUCGACUCUUCAACGCUGUUUCUGGUGGAGGGGCCUUGGGCAGAGGGGUGCCAGGCAGCCGGAUGGAGCACUUGAAGCAGCGAAAACUCAAUGCGUGGACCUGGGUGCAGAACAUGCAGAAUACCACCUACGUCUCAGAGACUUCGACCGUCUCAGAGCUCUCUGGCGAUUUGGAGUUCAUCAAGUGCCAUUAGAUGGAGGUCGUUGUGCUGGUUUCGAUGCCAUGGAUGCUGGUUGGCGCCGUCAUCCUGCCGCUUUCAGAUUAUAUUCCUAUAUUCCUUCUGGAUGCUUGACAGCCAAGUUCAGCAAAGAGGUUAUGUUCCCCGUUGGAGUCAAGGUCAUUCACCACCCCUAAGACUGGAGACUCCAGAACACAUGGGCUAUUCACGAAAGGUUGCCUCGGGCGACCUGAGUUCAAUGUAGCUUAUAGGAUCCUCAUCCUAACACACGAGUUUGCUAAACCCUAUCCAUCUCAGCUUCGAUGUGGGACAUGACACAUGCCAUGGUUCCUCAGCUUGAGUGGAGCUCGCAGGGGCCGGGGACAUUGUUCCUCCAACUCUUGGACUCACUGCGAUCAUAUCCUUUUGAGUCCACUUUCGAGUGGAUCUUUCCACGCUUCGGCUGUCCUGUUGUGGUCUGAAAGCCCAUGCGGGUUCCAGUCCUGGUCACUUGAGCUCAGUGGUCAGAUCAUGUCAUUGGACCCUCCCGGACAUGCUCCGUCCCGGACGUCUGUCGGUGUCCACUGGAGCUUCCAGGACCGGAAUCCCACACGAAAACGACGAAGAGAUGGUCGUGAAGCUGUUGCAUCGAAUGUUGGAUUUGAACGGUUCAUUUUCUUGGAUCCCUGAUGCUCAUUUGGGCUAACCGGCUAACCAUGGCUUGUGGCUCAGGUUCUGCAAGACCGGCGGCAAGCUCACCUUGAACUGCUUGAGUUGCUUGAGUGUGCUUCCCCAAGUCUAAUUAAAGGUGCGGUGGGCAGCUGCUGUACUAACAACA
Messenger RNA from Durusdinium trenchii, 1461 nucleotides. Lineage: Eukaryota; Dinophyceae; Suessiales; Symbiodiniaceae. The record is from the annotation of a GenBank genome assembly.